AUGGCGGAUUCGUGUUUUAGCGACGACAAUUUAUUGGUCAAUUGGCGUCUUCUCGAUGACAAUCUAUUAGAACUCAUUGCCAAGAGGUUAGAUGUUAUGGAUUAUAUUCGCUUUCGCGCCGUUUGCAAAACAUGGCGAUCUAUCUCUAUCAUCCCUGAGAGUCGACGUCUGCUUCCAUGGCUAAUCACCGGAUGUGAUCGCGUUGAUGGGCGACUCUUCUACAUCUCUUUUACCGAUGACAAAUUGCACUCCAUCGUUGUACCGGCCCUUAAGGAAAACAAGAGCGUUGAAUUAGGGAUCGUCGUCUCGUGCCAGGGUUGGUUGGUUCUAGAAGGACAAGAGAACUCAUAUGCCAUCUCCCUCCUCAACCCCCUCACCGGUGCACAUGUUCAUCUCCCCGAGGCCCCUAAGCAAUUGUUCACCAGAAGGAUUCAGUAUAACAUGCCCUUUGACCCCCUUCAUCCCGAGGCUACGAUGAAUUAUGUCGAGAUUCGAUACUUAAUCCAUCAGAUGGCGAUGUCCUCUGAUCCAUUGUCCACAACUGAAUGCAUCGUCGUAGUCAUCUCAGCCGUUAGCAAGGCAUUGGUAUCGCUUCGCAUGGGGGCGGAUGGUUCUUCGUGGCUCUUGAUGAACAACGAGAGCAAGUACGAGGACGUCGUCUUCUUCCUCAAAUAUUUUUAUGCUGUCAACUGUUUGGGAGAAGUUUAUAUUUUCUCAGGCAACAACCUUAAUAAGCUAUGGACCAUUACUUCUCCUUCAAUGGAGCUCAACAAAGCUGAUUGGAAGUUAACAUGUACCUCCACUGCACGCCCUUUGCUCUUUCAGAGAGUAAGUGAUUGUGAGGGAUAUAUAUCGUUUAAGGAUAGGAAGCUUCCAUUCUACAAAACCAGGUCGGUUAAUGUGUAUCAACUAUUUCGAGGACACAAUUUUGGUGAACCACCAGUAAAGUUUGUUGAGAUAAAUUUCCGGAAUUCUGUACUUUUUUAUGGGAUAUCUUCACCUCCGUAUUCCUUCCUGCAGUUAUUCAGCGGUAUGCCUAAUCUUGUUUACAUUGCCGGCGAGCAUGUAGAGAUGCCAGAUGAUGAUAGACUCAUUUACUACAUGACUAUGCCACAAAAGUUUGAUAAAAAGAAUGCAACUGUGAAGCCGCUGCUCCCUCAAGGUGCGACACAUUCCAUGUCAUUUUGGCACAUGCCACAGCCAUUUUAG
This is a messenger RNA of Zingiber officinale, 1209 nucleotides long. RefSeq names its product F-box protein SKIP23-like. Lineage: Eukaryota; Viridiplantae; Streptophyta; Magnoliopsida; Zingiberales; Zingiberaceae. The transcript has a single exon. Gene Ontology annotation, molecular function: protein binding. The coding region runs from base 1 to 1209 and encodes 402 amino acids. The record is from RefSeq and is a predicted model, not a curated record.